Dromiciops gliroides (monito del monte) is the source of this 843-nucleotide messenger RNA. RefSeq names its product retbindin (gene RTBDN). Gene Ontology annotation, molecular function: signaling receptor activity; riboflavin transmembrane transporter activity; riboflavin binding. NCBI's taxonomy places the organism in Eukaryota, Metazoa, Chordata, Mammalia, Microbiotheria, Microbiotheriidae. The record is from RefSeq and is a predicted model, not a curated record. Gene Ontology annotation, cellular component: external side of plasma membrane. The transcript has 6 exons. The coding region runs from base 106 to 843 and encodes 245 amino acids.
CCCUUCUUUCCCGGGUCCUGAAGCCCUCACUAGGUCGACUGUAGGAGAAGCAGGAAGCAGCAAACCUUGGACAGUGCUACCUGGAGAGGUUGGAGCCAGGUGGACAUGACAGGCAGUGUGACUUGGGUUCUAGGCCUAGCCUGGGCCAUGAGCCUGCUGGGGACCAGAGGGCUCUUAGGGCUGGCUGGAAAUGAUGGUGGUGCUGUUAGCCCUAAAUACCUGGGCUUGGGGCAAGCCAAUGAAGAGUCUGAGUUCAAUGGGGCACCACGUUGGUGUAGACUCCAUUCUACUGGCUCCCCCAUAAUGACAGGCAUCUGCCUCAUUUGGGAUCGCUGUGGGGGCCUGAGCCCCAGGUGUGAUUCCUUCCUAAGAAGCCUCUCCUAUUUCCUCCACUGCUCACCAAUUGUAGGCAACUGGACCCAUCUAGAGAGACAUGGGAAUAUCCAGGCCCUGCCAAUCUGUGCUGCCUUCUGUGACCAGUGGUUUUCAGCCUGCAGAGAUGAUCUGACCUGUGGUCGGAAUUGGCUGUCCCAACCAGAAGGAGGGAGCUGUGAGGGUGGCUGUCUUACCUUCGACCAGACCUUUCUGGACGCCAGAGACCUGUGCGGUUCUGCGCUGGGAGACUACCUGGUUGCUGCGCCUGCUCCCUGUCCCUGCCUUCAACUCUCCAUCUCUGACCCGCAGCCGCCUGGCCCAGAGACCCCAUUCGGCAUCGCCUGCCCAGCCUGGCCACUGCCCCGACCUCGAGGGCGGCAGGGCAACCGGCUCAGACGUGCGCUGCUGCUCCUCCCGCCUGGAGGACCCGGCAGCGGCAGCGGCAGCGGCAGUGGCAGCGGCCCCUAG